Messenger RNA from Fonsecaea multimorphosa CBS 102226, 3123 nucleotides. RefSeq lists its product as uncharacterized. The record is from RefSeq and is a predicted model, not a curated record. Lineage: Eukaryota; Fungi; Ascomycota; Eurotiomycetes; Chaetothyriales; Herpotrichiellaceae. The coding region runs from base 1 to 3123 and encodes 1040 amino acids. The transcript is spliced from 2 exons.
AUGGCCACCAACUGCGAAGAUCCCGAGAGUGCCAACAGCGAUCUGAAUCCUAGAGCGAGCCUUCGUCAAUCAUCCUAUAUCGAUCCCUCUUCUGGCAAGCGGUUAAGCAAAACUUUUACCCUCCACAACUUCGACCGCGUCAAUGUCUCUCACCACACCGCGGACGACACCACUCCUUUACUGGGGCAAAUCGAAGAAGUAAGCGCACGUGACUCUGGACCGAGUCAUGGCGCCUGGGUGUCAAAGAGCUUGGAAUGUGUGAGUCGAGCCAAACAGUUCAUGCUCUCGGACACCGGAAAGGGAAUCUUCAAGUGUGCACUGGCCUACUUUGUGGGCAGUCUGGCCACCUUUGUUCCCUGGUUGAGCGAACUGUUUGGCAGGCAGAACUCGAAGCACAUGGUCGCCACGAUCACCGUGUAUUUUCACCCGGCGAGGUCUCUUGGGAGUAUGCUGGAUGCCCUUCUGCUCGCUACGUCCGCCUUCCUCUAUGUGGCCGUCGUGUCCCUCCUCAGCAUGACCAUCGCCGCCUUUUUUGCAGACACCGUCCACCUUAUUGAGGUUGGGCAUGCCAUUGUUCUGGUUGUCUUUGUAGGGGGUGGUCUCGGACUCGUUGGUUGGAUCAAGCUGAGGAGGAACGAUCCCUUAGUGAACAUAGCAUGCUCUCUGGCAUCUCUGAGCCUGGUCACCAUCCUCACGAAAGAAGGAGCCAUUCAGGCCGGCGACUACUCCACGAAGUCUAUCUCACAGAUCCUCAAAAUGAUCGUCGCUGGUGUAAUAGCUACGAUGCUUGUUUCUUUCUUGAUCUUCCCCAUCUCCGCCAGACACAAGUUGAGGAAAAAUCUCCUUCAGGUAACUGACGCACUUGCUGACAUGCUCGCCUUGAUCACGAGCAGCUUCUUGUCCGGUGAGGAGGCAGAGCUGGAAGAUAGCGUCUUCCAGGGCAUUGGUGAGCAGCACAAAAAGCUUUCCUCCACCAUCCCGCAGAAUCUGAAAGAAGCAAGAUAUGAACAUUACUUGCUGGGCACUGAGAGACAAGCCCUGAUCGAGGCUAGGCUAGCGCAAUGUAUCCAGCGAAUAUCACAGAGCAUUGGCGGCCUGCGGAGUGCUGCAGCCAUGCAGUUUGUCGUCAUCAAGCAACCAGCCUUUGGUUCUGUGCAAUUUGCGGCAGAGCAAACUGCUACACCGCGCUGGAUGGAUUCUAUGGAGAGUUCUAAAGUCAGCACGGGCGAGCGAGAUUUGUUGAGCUUCUUCACACCACCCUCGCCUGUGCAGGGAUCGGUCAGACCGCUGUCCGGGUCGUUAUCGGGCCCAACACAUCCGUCGUUUCGGUCGCCCGCACAAAUAUUUGAGCUUUUCAUUCAGAAUCUUGGCCCUUCCAUGAGAUCUCUGGCUUUCACCUUGAAGGAAAUACUUGAUGACUUCCCAUUCGAUGCCUCAAAUCGUUAUGCCGUCGCCACCAAUCCCAAAUUCAAAGCGAGCCUUGAUCGGGCGUUAGAGUUGUACAAACAGUCUCGACAAGAGUCAAUUCUCGUUGUAUAUGGUCAGAAAGAUAUGGACCGAUCUCGACCGAUCCCUGUUCAAGCAGAUUGGGAGGAUGCCGCUGCUUGUUGUGGCCACUUUUCAUUCUCCUUGGUGGAAGUGGCUGAAUCCGUGAAAGAGUACUUGAUCAUCCUGGACGAGCUCCAACUUGAGGUUGACGAGCACCCUGCCGGGAGGACGUGGAAUUGGCUGAAGUUUUGGCGAUCACCAUACAGCCAAACAGAAUUGGCUGGGCUUGAUCCCGAUUUUGCCAAAUUGGCCAAAAGGUCUGAAGAGCUCGAUGUCAAGUUUAGCGACAAGCAACUCAAGCUAUCUCCACAGCAGGAUGUGCCUCAAUGGCCCGAUCAACCUCGCUUCAAACAACUAUUUUUCCGCUACCUCUACGCUGUAGCGUCUUUCCUCCGACGCGACGAUGUCAGAUUUGCAAUCAAAGUCGGACUAGGCGCCAUGUUGUACGCACUUCCCAGUUUUAUCCCCUCGACACGUCCAUUAUACCAGCACUGGCGAGGGGAAUGGGGCUUAGUGUCUUACAUGCUUGUGUGCAGCAUGACAAUUGGCGCGUCAAACACGACAGGCUACUCGAGGGUACUUGGAACCUGUCUUGGAGCUGCUCUCGCGGUGGCCGCGUGGGAAAUAUCACAUGACAACCCCUUCGUCCUGUGCCUGUUUGGGGUUUGCAUGGCGUAUUGGACUGCAUACAUGAUCAUUGGGAAAGGCAAAGGCCCGAUGGGACGAUUCAUCAUGUUGACAUACAACCUCAGUGCCCUGUACGCGUACAGUCUUGCUGGUCGUGACGACGAAGAUGAUGGAGAUGAAGAGGACGCUGCGAAGAAUCCCUUGAUUCUUGCAAUAGCCGGACAUCGUGUCGUCGCAGUAAUCUCCGGCUGUAUAUGGGGAUUGAUCAUUACACGCGCCGUCUGGCCCAUAUCGGCUAGGCAAAAACUGAAAGACGGCCUUGCACUUCUGUGGCUUCGUAUGGGCUUGAUCUGGAAGAGGGACCCGCUGGCCACACUGACCGAGGGUGUCCCUCCAGACCGAUAUAUGAACCUGCGCGAGGAAUUCUAUCUGCAAAGAUUCCUGGCUAAGCUCCAGGGUCUGGCGGAGGCUAGCAAAAGCGAGUUCGAGCUCCGCCGGCCAUUCCCACAUGCGAUUUAUGGUCGGAUUCUUAAAAGCACCGAGCAGAUGCUUGAGUCGUUUCAUGCAAUGAACGAGGUGAUUCUCAAGGAUCUGAACACAUCCCCUGGCGAGGAGGCACUUUUGAAGGCCACGGCCAACGAACGAGCACAGCUGUGCCGGCGAAUCAGUCACUUGUUCAGCGUUCUUGCAAGUUCCAUGAAGUUGGAAUACUCAAUCACGAGUGACGCGUUGCCCAGCAUUGACCAGACGCGGGAUAGGCUCCUGGCAAAGAUUUUCGAGUAUCGGCAGAAUGACGCGCAAGAACAGAAGACUAAAGAUGAAGACUACAGUCUCUUGUACACGUAUGCCCUAGUCACAGGCCAGCUAAGCCUCGGGAUACAGGAUGUGCUGAAAGAGGUAGAAAAUCUGUUUGGUGUCCUCGACGAAGAGGCGUUGCGGUUGCAAUAG